Molecule: messenger RNA, 1539 nt
Organism: Chaetomium fimeti
Lineage: Eukaryota; Fungi; Ascomycota; Sordariomycetes; Sordariales; Chaetomiaceae
Product: P-loop containing nucleoside triphosphate hydrolase protein
Exons: 3
Coding region: 1-1539 (512 amino acids)
Biological process (GO): formation of translation preinitiation complex
Cellular component (GO): cytosol; eukaryotic translation initiation factor 2 complex
Molecular function (GO): GTPase activity; tRNA binding; GTP binding
Source: RefSeq, a predicted model, not a curated record
AUGGCGGCCAACGGAGACAAGUUCGGCAACGACAUCGAGUCCGAGUCCGACUCCGGCAACGAGUCUCAGAUCGAUGCCCACGAUUCCGAUAACGAAAUCACGGAGCGGCCCGUUAAGUCCGCUUUGAAGAAGACAGCCGACCUCGCCCCCGCCGUCCAGAGACCGCCACUGCCGCCCCAGACCGACCCUAAAGAUCUCGAUGUUAAGGCUUUGAGCCCUCUGACCCCCGAGAUUAUCGCGCGGCAAGCAACUAUCAACAUCGGCACCAUUGGCCACGUCGCCCACGGAAAGUCGACUGUGGUGAAGGCCAUCUCUGGCGUGCAGACCGUUCGUUUCAAGAACGAACUUAUCCGUAACAUCACCAUCAAGCUUGGUUACGCCAAUGCCAAGAUCUACCAGUGCGACAACCCAGAAUGCCCGCGGCCAACAUGCUACCGGAGCUACAAGAGCGAGAAGGAGGUUGACCCUCCUUGCGAGCGGGAGGGUUGCGCGGGGACAUACAGGCUACUACGUCACGUUUCGUUUGUCGACUGCCCCGGUCACGAUAUUCUGAUGAGCACUAUGUUGUCAGGUGCCGCCGUCAUGGACGCUGCUCUGCUACUCAUCGCCGGCAACGAAUCAUGCCCGCAACCACAAACGUCCGAACAUUUGGCAGCUAUCGAGAUUAUGAAGCUCGACAAGAUCAUCAUCCUCCAGAACAAGGUUGAUCUUAUGCGGGAAGAGGCGGCCAAGCAGCACUACGACUCCAUCUUGAAGUUCAUCAGGGGUACUGUCGCUGGCAAGUCGCCCAUCAUCCCCAUUUCGGCCCAGCUCAAGUUCAACAUCGACGCCAUUAACGACGCCAUCGUCAACACCAUCCCUAUCCCCCCCAGGGAUUUCUCCAUGGACCCCCACAUGAUUGUUAUUCGGUCUUUCGACGUCAACAAGCCCGGUGCCGAGAUCGACGAGCUCAAGGGUGGUGUCGCUGGUGGCAGUAUCUUGCACGGUCUGCUGAAACUCGGCGACGAGAUCGAGAUUCGGCCCGGUAUCGUGUCGCGUGACGACAAGGGCAACCUCAAGUGCACGCCCAUCUUCAGCCGAAUCGUUUCGCUCAACUCGGAGGCCAACGACCUCAAGUACGCCGUCCCCGGCGGUCUUAUCGGUGUCGGUACCCGCAUCGACCCUACCCUCUGCCGUGCCGAUCGUCUGGUCGGUUUUGUGCUCGGUCUCAAGGGCCGCCUGCCCGAGAUCUACAGCGAGAUCGAGGUCAACUUUUACCUGCUUCGCCGCCUCCUCGGUGUCCGUACCGCCGAUGGCAAGCAGGCCAAGGUCGACAAGCUCGCCAAGAAUGAGGUCAUCAUGGUCAACAUCGGUUCUACUUCGACCGGUGCCAAGGUUGUGGCGAUCAAGAAGGAUGCCGCCAAGCUCCAGCUCACAAGCCCGGCAUGCACAAAUAUCGGCGAGAAGGUCGCUCUUAGUAGACGUAUCGAGAAGCAUUGGCGUCUCAUCGGCUGGGCUACUAUCGCAGCUGGUGUCACGCUCGAGCCUAGCACCUCCUAA